Molecule: messenger RNA, 2535 nt
Organism: Psylliodes chrysocephalus
Lineage: Eukaryota; Metazoa; Arthropoda; Insecta; Coleoptera; Chrysomelidae
Source: the annotation of a GenBank genome assembly
GUGGUUUUGGCAGUUCAAUGAUGACUUUUGACUCUUUUAAGACUUUUCUUUCAUGCCACACUUCUGCAUCGGAGCAAGAAGUGUGUUGUGAUCGUCGUGGAUUUUGUGUAAGACGAUCGUUCUAUUAGUUAUUAAAAACCUUUGAAAUUGUUAUUUAAAAUAAUGUGUUAGUGUAAAUAGUUUCAAGCAAACAUUUUAAAAAAUUAGUGCGUAUGUUUUUAUCGUAAUCGAUUUGUUUAGUUGAUAAUUUCUACAAUGAUAAAGAUGGAAACUGAUAAAAUCGAGGAAGCAACGACCAACAACACUCAGUUCCAAAUGACGAUUCUGCCACCGCCGCCGUACGACACGGCAAGGAAGAAAGAGCCCUCACCAACAUUCAACACGGAGAGAGAAUCAUGUCUGAAAUAUUUCGAGAAAUGGAGCGAAUCGGAUCAAGUGGAAUUUGUGGAGAAUCUGCUGGCUAGGAUGUGCCACUAUCAACACGGACACAUCAACUCCUAUCUCAAGCCCAUGUUGCAGAGAGACUUUAUUUCCUUAUUGCCAAAGAAAGGCCUCGAUCAUGUGGCGGAAAACAUACUUUCAUAUUUGGACGCCGACAGUCUCAGAAAUGCCGAAUUAGUUUGUAAGGAAUGGUUCAGAGUGAUCUCCGAGGGUAUGCUGUGGAAAAAACUGAUAGAAAGAAAAGUGAGAACGGAUUCCCUUUGGAGGGGCUUGGCGGAGCGACGAAUGUGGAUCCAGUUCCUGUUCAAACCAAGACCAGGCGAGAACCAUCGUCCUCACGGUUUCUACCGUUCCUUGUACCCCAAAAUAAUCCGAGACAUCGACAGCAUCGAAUCGAAUUGGAGGAACGGCAAGCACAUUCUCCAACGCAUCAAUUGCAGAUCAGAGAACAGUAAAGGAGUGUACUGUCUGCAAUACGAUGAUCAGAAGAUCGUGUCCGGUUUGAGGGACAAUACCAUAAAGAUAUGGGAUAGGAGUACCUUGCAGUGUACUAAGGUGCUGAUUGGUCAUACCGGGAGCGUGUUGUGUUUGCAGUACGAUGAUAAGGUGAUAAUUAGUGGAUCUAGCGAUGCUACAGUAAGGGUGUGGAAUGUGAACACAGGUGAAAUGGUAAAUACGUUGAUACAUCAUUGUGAAGCCGUCCUCCAUCUUAGGUUCAAUAAUGGGAUGAUGGUUACUUGUUCUAAGGACCGUUCGAUUGCCGUUUGGGACAUGACGUCGCAAACGGAAAUAACAUUGCGUAGGGUGCUGGUGGGUCACAGGGCGGCAGUGAACGUUGUCGACUUCGACGAGAAGUACAUAGUGUCCGCGUCCGGCGACCGGACUAUAAAAGUGUGGAACACAUCCAAUUGUGAAUUCGUGCGAACUUUAAAUGGACAUAAACGGGGCAUCGCCUGUUUGCAAUAUAGGGAUAGGUUAGUGGUUAGCGGCAGUUCUGACAAUACCAUAAGAUUAUGGGAUAUAGAAUGCGGCGCUUGUCUGAGGGUACUCGAAGGUCACGAAGAAUUAGUUAGGUGUAUAAGGUUCGAUUCCAAACGCAUCGUCAGCGGCGCUUACGAUGGCAAAAUUAAAGUUUGGGAUCUGCUGGCGGCGUUGGACCCCAGGGCGCCGACGAGUUCAUUGUGUCUGCGAACGCUGGUGGAACACACUGGACGCGUGUUUCGACUGCAGUUUGACGAAUUCCAGAUAGUCAGUAGUUCGCAUGACGACACCAUUCUCAUCUGGGACUUUCUAAAUUCCGUACCAGAGCCCAAACCCGCCUCGAAAACUAGCGAACCAAGAUCUCCAUCACCAGAAUCAUCUGUCAGUCCACAACCUGGAACGCCUCGCGGCAGGAGAGUAAAUAAAUUUAACAUCCCAGAAGCUAGUCUCACAUUUGACCUCUCACGCGACUAACCGGACAAUAUACAUAGAAAUAUGUUAAUUUUCAACAAUGAUCUGGCUUUUUCUUACGAGUGAAUCUUCAAAAAACUUUGUUAACUAUGGUUGUAUAGACAAAUGAAUUUAUAUUUAUUCGAGAUAAUGUUCAGGUGUGUCUCAAGGUGGGGCAUCUAUUUGAGAAAAUAUGAUUGCAAUACGUAAAUCGGAAUCGAUAGAAUGUGUGUGUAUGUAUAUGAAUAAAGCUGUUUGUCAAAACGCAAAAAUGAUGUACAUAUUUCUGUUGAAAAUACCCCGAUAUAUUUUGAUUAUUUUUUUAUUCAUACUACGAAUCUUCGUUUUAUUCAGGAAUUUAAAUUAAAGGGUUAUAACACAAGGGACAUUGCAUGUACACAGAUAUUCAUUAAAAAAACAACUUAAGAAUUAAUUUAGAUCUAGUUCAAACUUAUAUUAAAUUAGACGCGAAAUCAGGAAAACGUUACAAAAGAAAUAUUAUGUCAUUUGAGUAAUUUUGUUAACUACAUUUAUAUCUUUUUUAAUAUAAACAUAAAAAUUUCAGAUUAUUUUUAUUAUGUAUUCAAUAAUGUAUAAUUAUUUGUAGGCUUAUGUAUAUUUAAAAUAAUUUAUUUUUUGAAACAUUAAAACAUUUUUUUUUAA